Gongylonema pulchrum is the source of this 303-nucleotide messenger RNA. The record is from the annotation of a GenBank genome assembly. Lineage: Eukaryota; Metazoa; Nematoda; Chromadorea; Rhabditida; Gongylonematidae.
AUGGGUGUUGCGUCGCUGAUUUCCUGUGCCGUAUGUCCAGGUGAAGUAACACUGCGUGAUCACGAUGGAAUCAGAGAGCAUUUUAUCAAUCAGCAUCUUGAUGGUGAGCAUGGGCGUUGUCGAGCGUGCACCGAAGUUGUUAGUACAGCGGAUCCAGUGAGUCACAUGAGGGCACAUCUGGUGAAACAAUAUGCGUGUGAAUUUUGUGGCAAAAAAGGCAGGAAGCAUUAUUUAAAGGCUCAUAUUCGUGUCCACACUGGAGAAAAGCCUUACCAGGUUUGCAAAAUCUCUUGUUUUGUGUAG